AUGCUUUUAAAAAAGUUGAAGAAUCUCAUUAAUAAUCAAUCAUCUGGUAAUGACAACAGUGACUUAAUAUUCAUUCCUAAUUUGGAUGACAAUAAUACCUCUAAUACAAUUCCUAAAUCAUUAAUAUACCAAACUAGAUUUAAUAGGGGUGUUAAUUUUGGAUCUAUGUUUGUUUUGGAAAAGUGGAUUUAUCAUUCUUUGUACCCACCUAAUUGUCCGAGCGAUUGUGAAUUGGACUGUAUGAAAUCAUGUUCUAAUAUUGAAGACAUUGCUACUAAGCUAACUGAUCAUUAUAAGGUUUUUAUUGAUGAUGAUGGACAAUGGGAAUGGCUGAGUAAACAAGCAGGUGUGAAUAGUAUUAGAGUACCAAUUGGAUAUUGGCAUGUCAAAAAUGGAGAUAUUUUGGCAGAAAGCAGUAUUUCGGACAGCCUCUUAUUUAAACAAGUGAUCAAAGUUUAUCAAAUGGCUAAACCAUACGAUUAUUUAAGAAAAUUAAUUGAAAAGUGCGAAAAAUAUAACAUAGGUGUGCUAAUAGAUUUACAUGGCCUACCAGGUAGUGUUAAUGGCCAGAGCCAUAAUGGGGAAAUCGUUAAUCCACCGAAAUUUUUCGAACAGGAAGCGUAUAGCAGCUUUAUUAUUAAGGAGAUUAUCCCCUUUUUAGUUAAUGAUUUACAAAAUUUUGAAAACAUUAUUGGAUUACAAGUAGUCAAUGAAGCUUCUUUUGCCGAUAAAAACAGCAACCUUGAAAAUAAAGAAAUGGAUUACUACUUGGAUUGUUUGAAGACUGUGCGUGGUUUGGAUUGUUCGUGGCCCGUUAUUAUUAGUGACGGAUGGUGGCCGGAACAAUGGAGCGAUUGGGUAAAUAAGAUGGGAUUAGCCACUGAAAUUGUAAUCGAUUCGCAUUGCUAUCGUUGUUUUUCCGAUAGUGAUAAGAAUAAAACGGUUACACAAAUUAUUGGUGAAUUACCACAGACAUUUAAUUUACCAGACACUGCUGAUUUUGUAGUUGGUGAAUUUAGUUGUGUUUUAGAUGGGGCAAGUUGGGGAAAAACAUCUGUUAGCGGUGCUGAUAGGGAGGAACUAGUUAAACAAUUUGGAAAUAAACAAGUUGAAAUAUUUAACGAAAGAGCUCAUUUUGGGUGGUUUUUUUGGACGUUCAAAUUUGAACUUGGGGACGGUGGAGAAUGGGGCUUUGUUCCCAUGAUCGAAAAGGGAUGUAUUCCAGGGGCAAAAACGGGUUGUGAAGAAUUUAAUAUUGAUGAAAAUAGAAUUGGUCAGAUUGUUGCUGAGCAUGUCAAUUAUUGGAAAAAUAAUUGUGGUGGUAAUGAUUCCAAAUUUGAACAUUGGAGAUUUGAGGAUGGCUUGAAGCAGGCAUGUGCUGAUAUUUCUGAUUUCGCCAAGUUCAAUAAUUCCAGAAUUGGUAGGGUUAAGUUUUGGAAAAAUUUUAGAAGACAAAACUACUUAAGAACGAAAAAUGACAGUGAAUAUAUGUGGGAGUGGGAUCAAGGUUAUGAACGUGGGUUAAAUGAAUUCAACCGUUAUUGA
Saccharomycodes ludwigii is the source of this 1545-nucleotide messenger RNA. It is a transcript of the gene MRX18, whose product is annotated as 17-beta-hydroxysteroid dehydrogenase-like protein. Gene Ontology annotation, biological process: glucan catabolic process. Gene Ontology annotation, cellular component: extracellular region; cell surface. Bases 1 to 1545 code for a protein of 514 amino acids. The record is from RefSeq and is a predicted model, not a curated record. The transcript has a single exon. NCBI's taxonomy places the organism in Eukaryota, Fungi, Ascomycota, Saccharomycetes, Saccharomycodales, Saccharomycodaceae. Gene Ontology annotation, molecular function: glucan endo-1,6-beta-glucosidase activity.